Molecule: messenger RNA, 930 nt
Organism: Populus nigra (black poplar)
Lineage: Eukaryota; Viridiplantae; Streptophyta; Magnoliopsida; Malpighiales; Salicaceae
Product: inactive protein RESTRICTED TEV MOVEMENT 2-like
Exons: 2
Coding region: 73-810 (245 amino acids)
Source: RefSeq, a predicted model, not a curated record
UGUAUAAAACCAGGAAAUCUGGAACCUUUCAAGCUCACUUGAAAGAUUGUACAUAUCAUUAGAAAGCCUGAGAUGGAUAGCACUAAGCCAUUGGCUAAAGUUGAGGAUCAUGUCUAUGAAGAUAUUGAUCCUAAAAUGGAAUGGGUGAAAGAUGCUGGAUUCGACACCCUAGUUGUGCAUCUGCCAGGUUUUACAAAGCAGCAAAUAAGGAUCCAGGCAAAAAUAGGUGAACAAAAACUCAAGAUCACAGGAGAGAGCCAUCAAGGAGACAAUAAAAGGAUCCGUCUUUACAAGAAGCUUACUGUUUCAUCAGAUUAUGAUCUUAAUCAAGUCCGUGCAAGGUUUGUGGAUGGAGUUCUUUAUAUCAAACACCCCAAGAAGAUAACAAGUCCAACCAAACCAGUGCAGGAAAAUAAUGCAGACCCAUCUGUAGAGCCUCAAAAGCCAGCAAAUGAAAAACCAGAAGACCAAAAUAGUGGACAAGAUCCGGCUGCUCAAGAAGUACCUCCAAAGACCGAGGUAGAAGGACAAACAGGGCGAGAUAUUGAUGAGAAAACAAAUGCUACUUCAACUGAGGCUAACUUGAAGGAUCAGAAGAGUGAUUAUAUCUUGCCUGAAGAGGGAAAGGCCACGGGCACAAGUGAAAAGCAUGAAACUGAUGGCGGUGGUGGCUUGGUAGCAAAUAAAAAGAAGCUGAGAAUAUCAACAACAGUGGUUGUGUCAGCUGGUUUGUUUGUUCUUGUUCUUUUUCUUGUUCUUGGGCUUUAUGUUCAAAAAGCUAUGAGGUCUCACGGAGAAUAUGAGAGCUAGAGGAUCGAAGAACACACUACCUCUUGAUUUUUCAAGUGUGCUUAUGAAUAAAUUCUGCAGGGUGUCAAAACAUGUUUGAAAGGUAAACAAGUUGAAUAAAAGGUCAAAAUUUGAAGAUUA